UCGCGUGCGGUUCGAAGUAAGCGAAAAAACAAAUUGAAUACAAAAAAGUUGAAGAACUUUGUUCACUUAUUCGCUGCGGCGUCGACGACAGUGGCAAAAGUGUGACAAGAGCGCGUCAAUCCAACAGAACAUCUUUGCUUCUUUAGUUCAACAACAACAGUAAACCACAUCUGAAUUACCGGUUGUGCCCUCAAUGAGACAGCGCCGUGGCGUUUGCGAAAAGUUUAUGUGAUUUGCGAAAAGUGAACGCAGCACUGCAGCUACACUUGGCGUUAAUUGCGGAAAAGUGAUUUGUAGUGAAGAGUGCGUGUGUGGGCGUUUGCAUGUUUUAUAAGUACACACACACAUACAUACAAACAUAUGGUGAAGACAGAUCAAUUUGUAAGCAGAGCAAACUGUGAUACGCGCAAAACUUUGUGAAUAUUGCGCGAGCAUCGAUAGCAUCGGCUGGAGUAAAACAUUCCUGAGAUGACGACAGCUAAAUGGAUUUGGCGAUUGGCGUUGAGCAUUCUAGCUGUGUUAGUAGCCAACUCAGCGGCCAAUGAACCGACCGGAUAUUUUCGUGAGGUCUGCAAAUACCGUAAGGGGAAAUUGCUACAACCGGUGACCGAGCACCGUCACCGACUGCAUGCGCUGCGCGAACAGAUGCGCAUCCGCUCCGCAUUGCGCGGCCUCGAGAUAGACGCUUACAUUUUGUCGCCCUACGAUGAGCACAUGAAUCUGGAAAUGGCCGAACGUGAUCGACGUCUGUAUUAUCUAACUGGCUUCACAGGCAUAGGAGCCUUUGCGGUUGUUACCGCACAUGCCGCCGCAAUAUGGGUAGAUAAUCGUUAUGUACAGCAAGUCGACGCGGAAAUCGAUUGCGAAUGGGAGCUCUAUCGGAUGAAUGCAACCGUAACUAUAACAACAUGGCUUUCGUCUAAAUUGUAUGCGAAUCAACGAGUGGGUGCCGAUCCGCAUCUGGUGCCACAUCAUCUGUGGAUGCGUUGGGAGCGUGAGCUGGCGCACAGAUUACUGUCACUCGAUAAGGUUAAUAACAAUUUGGUAGAUAUGAUUUGGGUAGAUCGUCCGAGUCCUACGAAUUUCACAAUACGCGUGCAAGUGCUUCAGUUCGCCGGUGAAAGGUGGGAGAGUAAAGUGGACGAGUUGCGUUCAAAGCUGCAAGCGUACAGUUGUGAUGCCAUGGUCAUCACAUCGCUGACAGAGAUUGCCUAUUUGCUGAAUAUACGCGGUCUCGACAUACCCUAUACACCAGUGGUGAAGUCAUAUCUCGUGGUGAGCCACGACGAGAUCUUUUUCUAUGUUGAUUACAGUAAGAUGACACAGGGUGUUGAUUAUCAUUUGCACACCGAUUGCUACAACGAACGCUGCGUGAAAAUCAAGGAGUACUACAAAGUCUGGAAUGACUUAAGAACAUACGCACAGAUUUGGAAACGCGUACUUGUACCGGGUCCCUGUGUGCAGGAGGAGGGUGCAUCUGAGGCCGUUUUCUCUGCAAUGCCGAGUAACAUAAUUUACAUAGAGGCCUCGCCUAUAAUCUUUAUGCGCGCCCAAAAAACGCCCGAAGAGCAACGUGGCAUGCGUGAGGCGCACAUACGUGAUGCGGCAGCCAUCUGUGAGGCAAUGAGCGUUCUGGAGAACCGAUUUUUCAUCGAACAAUGGACCGAGGAGAAGGUGAAAUAUGAGAUCGAUCGUUCGCGGCUUUCACAGAGCAAUGCGCGUGGCCUCUCCAAGCGCAGUGUCGUGGCUUUUGGCGAACAUUCCGCACUGCCAUAUUACAUCUCGAGUAAUGUCACCGACAUUGAAGUGACCGAUCAGAGUUUAUUGGUCAUCGAAUCGGGUGGUCAAUAUUACGAAGGUACAACGGAUGUUUCGCGUACUUUCAUUUUCGGCGAACCGACAGCCGCUAUGAAACACGCCUAUACGAAUGUGUUGGCGGGCAUGUUGGAAUUGUCGAAAUUGCGUUUCCCCUCAAACUUGCGUGCAUCGGGUGUGGAUGUUUUGGUGCGCCGUCUAGAAUGGGAGGAUAUGAUUGAUUAUCCGCAGACCACUGGAAGUGGCAUAGGCGCUUACGGAGCGGUGAAGGAGCCCCCAAUAUCAAUAGCGUAUGGACAGGAGGGUUCACAUCAUUUUCAUGAGGGUUAUUUCUUUUCAAGUGAGGCUGGUUUCUAUCGACCGGGUGAAUUUGGUGUACGACUGAAAAAUGUGCUAGAGGUGGUGGACACCGGCAAAGUACAUCCGAAUGGCAUGAAAUUUCUGGAAUUUCGACAAGUGAGUUUGGUGCCUUUCGAGCCCAAGCUAAUCGAUCCAACGCUCUUAAACGCAAUGGAGAAACGUUACCUCAACGAGUAUAAUGCGAAAGUCCGGGAAUUCGUCGGUGGCGAAUUGAAGCGUCAGGGCAAUAUGCAGGCCUUCUAUUGGAUGAUGAACAAGACACGUCACAUACGCGAGUACCUGCCUGAAGAGGAUUACCGCGCGGCGCGUGGUGCAGGCAAUCGAAUGCGCAGUUUUCUGACGGUAACAGUGCCGGCAUUGUUGUUGGGCAUAACCGUGUUUGGCAGCUUCCUGAAAUGGUUGCUCUAGUGAAAUGUGGAACGAUAGUAGAUAAUAGACAAUACACACUUUUCUGAAAUUUAUUAGUAUUGUAGGUGGAAAUAGGAAAUAAUGUAAAUCCAAGACUAACAUUAAAUUUUUAGUGAAAUUAUUAUUUAGUUCGUCAAUGGAAAUCAAUACAUAAAAGAGAUUUUGUGUAGAUGAAAAUAUAUUUAUAUAUUUACAUACAUACGACUUGUUCUUAAGGGGACAAGUUUAACCGAAAUUAUGUGCCUAAUUCUCACUGUGCAUUAGUUUUAAGGCUGUAAAUAAAAUAUGUGCUUGUAAGUGGCCAUGUUGGAAUGUGAAUUCAAACUGAAUGUAUUAUUUUUGUAAUAAAAAACUAAUUGAAAAAAA
Molecule: messenger RNA, 2949 nt
Organism: Anastrepha obliqua
Lineage: Eukaryota; Metazoa; Arthropoda; Insecta; Diptera; Tephritidae
Product: xaa-Pro aminopeptidase 2
Exons: 11
Coding region: 469-2583 (704 amino acids)
Source: RefSeq, a predicted model, not a curated record